CCUCUCGACCAUUCCUUAAACAAAUCUCCAGCAAGAAGAACGAAAGCUCAGAGAGAAAAUAACCAGCAGCAGCCAGCCUCCUACUACACACAGCUCUUCAGCAUCAUCAUCAUCAACACCACCAUCAAAAUGUUCACCAAGUCCCAGUCUGUUGCUGCCAUCCUGGCUGCUGCCGCGGCUACCGCCAACGCCCACAUGAUCAUGGCGACGCCGAAGCCCUUCGGCGGCGCUGAGCUCGACAACAGCCCCCUGUCGUCGGCCAACUACCCUUGCAAGGUACGCGGUGACCCGGCCACCUUCUACAGCCGCGACGGCCUCUCGACCACCAUGGCCGUCGGCCAGUCGCAGAGCCUGUCCUUCACCGGCAGCGCCGUCCACGGCGGUGGCAGCUGCCAGCUCGCCAUCACCAAGGACCUGCAGCCGAGUGCGUCCACCUCGUGGCAGGUCAUCCUCUCCAUCGAAGGUGGUUGCCCCAGCAAGUCUGGAGACGGCCCUGACACCUACGACUUCACCAUCCCCGACGGCGUCUCCCCCGGUGAGUACGUCUUCGCCUGGACCUGGAUCAGCAAGCUGGCCGGUCAGCCCGAGUACUACAUGAACUGCGCGCCCAUCACCGUCACCGGCGGCUCUGCCAAGCGCGACUUCAACGAGACCAUCAGCGCCGCUGAGAGCGACCUCCUCGUCGCCCGCGCUGGCGGCUUCCCCGAGCUCUUCGUCGCCAACCUUGGCGAGAUCAACGACUGCAAGACUGAGCCCUCGACCGACCCCGAGUUCCCCGAGCCUGGUUCCAACGUCAUCCGCCCCGGCUCUAACAGCCGCUUCGCCAAGGUCGCGGGCAGCAACUGUGUCCCUAAGGGCGCUACCGCCGGUGGCUCUGGCUCUGGCUCCGGCUCCGGCUCUGACUCUGGCUCUGGCUCCGGCUCCGGCUCUGACUCUGGCUCUGGCUCUGGCUCCGGCUCUGGUUCCGGCUCUGGUUCUGGAAACGGCAACGAAAACGUCGCCGCUCCCUCGGGCUUCAUCACCAGCGUUGUUGCCAACCCGCCUGCCGCCACCAGCCCCGCCGCCACCAGCCCCGCCGCCCCCGUCACCACUGCCAGCCCCGUCGCCGCCCCUGCCCCGACUGCUGGUGCUGGUGCUGGUGCUGGCGCCGGUGGCCAGCUCUCGGGCCCCUGCUCCUCGGAGGGCAUGUUCAACUGCAUCGGCGGCACCAGCUACCAGCAGUGCGCCUCCGGCUCCUGGUCCGUCCUGAUGGCCAUGCCUGCCGGUGUCCCCUGCGCCGCCGGCCAGAGCACGACGCUGUUCGCCCGCUCGGCCCGCUUCAACAUCCGCUACUGAAUCUCUACUCCUUCCCUUACCCAAAACUACUUAGCUAGGCGGGUUUGGGCGACGAGAUAGAUGAGAUCGAUUAGCGUGCCCGAUUCAGAGCACUUACAUUCGUUU
Messenger RNA from Durotheca rogersii, 1440 nucleotides. RefSeq lists its product as uncharacterized. The transcript has a single exon. The record is from RefSeq and is a predicted model, not a curated record. Lineage: Eukaryota; Fungi; Ascomycota; Sordariomycetes; Xylariales; Xylariaceae. Bases 130 to 1335 code for a protein of 401 amino acids.